Molecule: messenger RNA, 2881 nt
Organism: Sitodiplosis mosellana (orange wheat blossom midge)
Lineage: Eukaryota; Metazoa; Arthropoda; Insecta; Diptera; Cecidomyiidae
Gene: Cht11
Product: chitinase-3-like protein 1
Exons: 9
Coding region: 1176-2468 (430 amino acids)
Biological process (GO): chitin catabolic process; carbohydrate metabolic process
Cellular component (GO): extracellular region
Molecular function (GO): chitin binding; chitinase activity
Source: RefSeq, a predicted model, not a curated record
UCCAAUGUUUGCAGCGCUUUGACGUAAGAUAACGCAAAGCCGAUCCAUUGUUUUCAACAGCCAGUUUGUACUGUGUUUUCAUAAAUUUCCCACAAUAAAUAUUCAGUGUAAUAUUAUUAAAUGAAUGCAAAAAGUAAAUCGAAUAACAACGUCGUUGACGUGAGCUUAGGCGAAACGGCGGUUACGAGCAAAACUGCUGCUAAAAUAUUGAUUUCAGUAGUGGAGUUCCUAUUGUACAACUGGAAUCAAAUUCCACUGGUGUUUGAACAGUUUCGGUUCAUGAUAGAGAAAUUUACUGAGGCGAAAAACACAACCGAACUCGAUGCAAUGGUGAAAAAUUACAAAAUUGAACGACAGCGAAACGAAGCCAUUCAAGUUUAUCAAAAAUAUAAGCAGUUUUCCGAUAUUGUUCAUAAGUCAUUUGCCAACUCAACGAUUGAGCAAGCAAUAAUCACAAUGGGAUCGACAAAAUUCACUUCUAAGGCAUGCUUCGAAAUCAAUUUCCCAAAAUUUUCUACCACUGACACACACAUCGAUUCAGCACGGACAAUACAAAGGCAAAUUAUCAUGUCGAUACUACAAUCAUCAGAGUUUUUCCAGCAAAAUAGUGUACCAAAGCCAACAAAUAUGUACUUUUUCUUGAAGCCAAGAUGUGGUGCUUUGGGCACUGCUUUAAAUGAGCAUUUUCAAGUUCAAAGCAGUCUCAGGCUUCCUUCUACGUGCAAGAUAACACAGCUGAAUAUUCAAACGACUGGCACAGAUGCAGUUCUGGGACAACCUUUUCGUAUAUUCAAUGACGAUGCAUGCGACGAUAGAGAGCCAGCUGAGAAAGAGUCCAAUGAAAUUUAUGAAUUAGAUGUUGUUGUUAAGGGUUUCAAAGAGAAAUUUAGUAAAGGGAAAUCUUGGUUACAAUAGUUUGCAAUAAAGCAAUGAAUUCAUUCACAUUUACAUUUCGACGACUUGCAACAGCUUUUUUCUUUGAAAUUUUUUUCACAGCUGUCAAAUGCAAUUGAUGUGUCAUACAAAAGUUUGUUCUAAAUUCGAACGCAGAUUAUUCGAACGCGUUAACAUACAAUUCAUUCUGUCAUUUCAGUACAAGACUGUGUUUAUUUACAUUUUUGCCUGAAACAGUAUUUUCAAUGUUUUUAUUUAAUUAAUCUCUUUUUCUCAACAAAAUGGACAAGUAUCGAGACAAAUAUACAUCGUUGAAUGGACCGACGCACAUAUCUUGCAUGUUGAUCUGCUUACGAGUUGGUGUUUUGUUUGUUCUAUGUAUCGUUUGCUACCUUAUCGCAUACAUAGCCUGGUCGACAGUAAUUCAUGAAAAAGAGCCAACAACUAACAUACACACAACGAAUUCAUUCCCUCAAACCAAAUCUUCGUCAUUCCAGCGAAAGUUGAUAUGCUAUUUUACGACUCCAAGCGACUCGAAAAAUGAUCUGACUCCGAAUCAUAUAGAUGCAUUUCUAUGCACUCAUAUCAAUGUCGGGAUUGCAACAAUUGGAGAUAAUAGAAUAGUUAUCAGUGACACUUUGAAGGAGACCUUCAAGCAAAUGCAAACUCUGAAACAAACAAAUAUGAAGCUAAAAAUUCUAAUUUGGAUUGGCGGCCCGUCGAAUUCAAUCGAAAUUAUCCAAAUGAUCCAUAGACAUGGUAGUCGUCAAAAAUUCAUUAAAUCUAUUAAAUCUGCGCUGGACACAUAUCAAUUGGAUGGCAUCGAUUUCGAUUGGGAAUUUCCCAGCUCUGAUUCCAAAAUUCAUUUCUCGCAACUGUUGCGGGAAAUUCGUCGAGAAUUUACGGAUAAAUAUUUACUAAGCCUCGCUGUGGCCGCACCAGAAGGAAUAGCAUAUUUCGCGUAUAACUUCAACAUUCUGAAUCAAUAUUGUGAUUAUAUCAAUGUUAUGACAUAUGACUUUCAUUUCUACUCAACAUCUUCGCCUUUUACUGGGCUCAAUGCACCACUAUAUAGAAGAUCUAAUGAACAGUCUGUGUUAGCCACGCUGAACAUCAAUGCUUCUUUAAGCUUUUGGAAUUCAUCAGGAUUGGAUAAGAGCAAAAUCAUCGUUGGGAUUCCAACAUAUGGACAUAGCUUCAGAUUGGUAAAUCCGUUCAAUAAGAAAAUUGGUAGUCCAGCUGAUGGGUUUGGAUCCACUGGAGUUCUAGGAUUUGUCACCUAUAAUGAUGUAUGUGUAUUCGACCGCCACCAUAUAUUCGCUACUAAAGUUUUUGACUCAAUUACUUGCUCACCUUACAUAUCCGCUGGAUUCGAAUGGAUUUCAUAUGAGGACGAGCGCAGUGUUAAGUGUAAAACCAAUUAUGUAAAUCAAGCCGACUUCGGAGGAGUUAUGAUUUUUUCGCUUAACACAGAUGACUAUUUAUCGACUUGCUACUACGGUGAAAACGACCAUAAUGACCAUACAUUCCCAUUGACGCGCGCCAUCAGAGACUUACUGUUUACGAAAAACUGAACAAUUUGGCUGUUAAUUUUAGAACAAUUUAAGAGAUAAUUAAGACUUAUAUUUUAGAAAUAAUGACUAAUAUUGCAAUCGUUUGAGAACCGACACGGUUAAAAUCUUUGUUUAAAUAUUUGUAAAAGAUCUGUUGAUGUAUACAGUUAAUUGGCUCAAAUUAGCUCGACGUUUGUAGAGAAGAAAAAAAUCAUGUCUGUUAUAUUGGUAUUAAUAUAUAAGAAAUCAACGAACGAAUUUUAUACAUAUGUAUACAUAUUAAUAUAGACCUAUAGGUCUGAAAAUACAUGCAUUGCAGCUCUACCAAAUUCAAUAUUAUACCAUAAAAGUAGUUCUAUUUACCAAGCAAAUUGGUCCGGUUUGGUUAUCUGUAAUAUUUUGUGAAAUGUUAAAUAAAAUUGGAUAUGUUAAAA